AGGACUUCCUUGAAUGAUAGGCACAUACAUAGCACAUUCAGACUCACACUCACUCUCAAAUGUACCUCGCCUAACUUACAAACAUCAGCACAAUGAAUUUGGGAGAGGUUAUUUACACCUUGGUGGAAGUGCUCAUUGCACUUAGUUGCUGUCUGGGUAACAUGUUGGUCAUUUUGGCACUUUGGACCACUAAAAUCAUUCAACAGCCGACUUUCUGUCUUAUUGGAUCUCUGGCUUUGGCUGAUUUUCUGGUUGGCUGUGUCGCCAUACCGUUGGCUGUGGUGGUGGACGGACGAGUGAAGACUUCAUUCAACACCUGUCUCUUCAUCAGCUGUGUGGUCAUCUUGUUCACGCUUGUGUCAGUUCUGUCUCUGUUGGCCAUUGCUCUUGACCGUUUCCUCCGGGUGUAUAUCCCUCUCAGGUACAAAAGGAUCGUGACACAGGGACACUCCUGUUUUGUCGUAGCAGCAUGUUGGCUUAUUGCAAUCCCUCUCAGCUUUACUCCCAUGCUUGGGUGGUACAACCAUGAAACCUUGUCUAAUUCAGUAAACUCUACAAUUAUCUGCCGGUUCAUAGCUGUAAUUCCCAUGUCAUACCUGGUUUAUUUCAGUUUUUUUCUUCUGAACCUGACACCUCUGUUGGUAAUGACUGCUUUGUACAGCUAUGUUUUCGGCACUAUCAGAGGAAACCUUCGAGAGAAACCAGGCAGCGGUGCCCAAAAGCAGUCUCAGAAAUACCUAAGGAAAGAGCAAAAGCUGGCAGGAUCUCUAGCUCUGGUCUUGGCCCUGUUUGCCCUGUCCUGGCUGCCUCUGCACAUAAUGAACUGUAUUGUUUAUUUUGAUGAAAAGACUGAUAUACCUGUAAUAGUUUUGUAUGCUGGGAUCCUACUCUCUCAUGCUAACUCAGCUGUCAAUCCAGUUGUGUAUGCAUUCAAAAUACAAAAAAUCAAGAGGGCAUUUCUGAAGAUUCGGAGACAGUGUGUUUCAUGUGCUGCAGAAAAUCAAGACUCUCAGACAAGCCAGACGACAGACAACAAAUCCAGCAGCCACAUAAUGGCAAAUAAUGACUGAAGGCAGAUUUCUUGGUGUUCUUGCUUUUUUGUUCUGAUUACACUUUUGACUCAUGCCUAUACAGGCUCAAUGCAUAAAAUUGUGCAUUGAGCCUGUAGAGAUUAACACAUUGUCAUUGACUGGUCGUGUAUUUUAUGCAGCUAUUUUGUUCAGUUUAACCUUUGUUGAUGACUGUUAUUUGGA
Messenger RNA from Archocentrus centrarchus (flier cichlid), 1253 nucleotides. Its product is annotated as adenosine receptor A3-like. The record is from RefSeq and is a predicted model, not a curated record. Gene Ontology annotation, molecular function: G protein-coupled adenosine receptor activity. Gene Ontology annotation, cellular component: synapse; plasma membrane; dendrite. The coding region runs from base 93 to 1070 and encodes 325 amino acids. Lineage: Eukaryota; Metazoa; Chordata; Actinopteri; Cichliformes; Cichlidae. Gene Ontology annotation, biological process: G protein-coupled adenosine receptor signaling pathway. The transcript has 2 exons.